Molecule: messenger RNA, 1233 nt
Organism: Orbilia oligospora ATCC 24927
Lineage: Eukaryota; Fungi; Ascomycota; Orbiliomycetes; Orbiliales; Orbiliaceae
Exons: 6
Coding region: 1-1233 (410 amino acids)
Biological process (GO): phospholipid biosynthetic process
Cellular component (GO): membrane
Molecular function (GO): phosphotransferase activity, for other substituted phosphate groups
Source: RefSeq, a predicted model, not a curated record
AUGGCUGCGCAGAAAGUGCUCGUGACCAAUGGGUCCGGCGACAAGAAAGACUACGAUGAUACCCACCCACUCGCACCGUUAAAAGAAUACAAAUACCAGUCCGUCGAUCAGUCGCUGGUAUCAAACUACAUUCUCCGGCACUACUGGAACUGGGCUGUUGAGCUGCUACCAAAAUGGAUGGCACCGAAUUUGGUCACAUUAAUCGGCUUUGGCGCCAUUCUAUUUAACGUACUAUGUCUGGUUAUAUUCAUGCCGGACUUGGUUGGACCUGGACAUCCGAUAUUAUACUUCAGCUUUGCAUUCGGAUUAUGGAUGUACUCGACUAUGGAUAACAUCGAUGGAAAGCAAGCUCGAAGAACGGGAUCCUCAUCACCAUUGGGCGAACUAUUCGACCACGGCAUCGACAGCUUAAACUGCACCCUCGCCAGUCUCUGCGAAACCGCCGCCAUGGGUCUCGGAAAUACUAAAACUGGCUGGUUCACCGCCCUAAUCCCAAUCCUUCCAAUGUGGUUUUCAACUUGGGAAACAUAUCACACCCAUACCCUCUACCUCGGAUAUUUCAAUGGUCCUACGGAAGGUCUCAUAAUCGCUUGUCUUUGCAUGGCCUUGUCUGGUGUCUACGGCCCUCACAUCUGGCACGAAAAGAUCGCAGACACCAUUGGCUACCAGGAGAUAUUCCAUGAUUACAGCUUUAAAGACCUAUGGUUUCCUGUGAUAUUCAGUACCUUCAUCUUCAUCCACCUCCCCUUCUGCGUCAAAAACGUCGUCUCCGCCCGCCGCGCCCAAGGCCUCCCAGUCCUCCCCGUAUUCCUCGAAUGGACACCAAUCCUAACCUUCACCGCCGCCGGCUGCGCCUGGGCCUUCUCACCAUACACCACCCUCCGUUCCGAAAACCACAUCGUCCUAUUUUGCCUCACUCUUUCCUUCGCCUUCGGCCGCAUGACCACAAAAGUCAUCCUAGCCCAUCUCCUCCGCCAACCGUUCCCAUACUGGACCGUUAUGCUAGUACCAUUGAUCGGUGGCGCUUUCCUAGUUAAUACCCCACCACUACUGGGGUACGGUACCAUCAGCGCAGGACUGGAGUUGUGGUACCUUAGGGGUUACUUCGUCUUCGCUCUCGUAGUAUACUUCAACUGGGCAGUUAAGACGAUCGAUAUGAUCUGUGGGUAUUUGGGGAUUAAAUGCUUGACUAUUCCGUACGAAGAGGAGAGCGGGAGGGUAAAGAAUACUUAG